AUGAUAUCUUACUACGAACAAUAUUCCUUUAUUGCAAUCUUAUCCUCUCAUGUAAAGCUCCGAGAAGUCUACCAAAAUACAUUGCGAGCUCGCCAUAACCCGAUUUUUAUCAACACACUGGGAAUGCCAGUGGUUAUGAACCGCGACGUCUCUCUAUGUCAACUCGGUGAUGAUGCAAUUGCAGGCCGAUUGUUGUACGUAAAUGCACACUGGGCAGCGAAAUUUAAUUUACGUCUGGAGCACCAUAUUCAAAGGCAAUCCAUACGAAGAAGUAAUUUGGUGAAUCACCACGUCGUCGUAACGAACGUGCUGGAACUACAAGUAAAAUGUCAAACUACUACAUCAUCCGCUGUGAAACGUGGCACAUAUUUGUCAGAAAAUAGAAUCAGUUUCUUCGCACCAACACCAUCAAGGUGGAAAUGA
This is a messenger RNA of Botrytis fragariae, 423 nucleotides long. RefSeq lists its product as uncharacterized. Bases 1 to 423 code for a protein of 140 amino acids. Lineage: Eukaryota; Fungi; Ascomycota; Leotiomycetes; Helotiales; Sclerotiniaceae. The transcript is spliced from 4 exons. The record is from RefSeq and is a predicted model, not a curated record.